Oppiella nova is the source of this 1029-nucleotide messenger RNA. Lineage: Eukaryota; Metazoa; Arthropoda; Arachnida; Sarcoptiformes; Oppiidae. The record is from the annotation of a GenBank genome assembly.
CCAGAGAGUCUGCGACGAGUGGAACAGAUUGUGGGCAAGAAGUUGAAGGCCUUCUAUAAGGUGGACAUCUCUGACGAGAAGACAAUCGAUGGCAUCUUCGGUGCCAACAAAUUCGAUGCAGUCAUCCAUUUCGCAGCCCUCAAGGCUGUGGGAGAGUCGUGUCAAAUACCUCUGGCCUACUAUCGCAAUAACGUCGGCGGAACCGUCACUCUGCUCGACAUCAUGAAGAGGAAUGGCGUCAAGAAGUUUAUCUUCUCGUCUUCGGCCACAGUGUACGGCUCUGCAGACUAUCUGCCUAUCGAUGAAAGCCAUCCGACGGGCAGGAACUGCACGAACCCAUACGGAAAGACCAAAUACUUCAUCGAAGAAAUACUUAAAGAUCUCUGCGUUUCAGAGAAGGGAUGGUCUGUGGCUUCUUUGCGAUACUUUAAUCCCGUCGGCGCUCACGAGUCCGGAGAGAUCGGCGAAGAUCCGCACGGAGUGCCUAACAAUUUGAUGCCUUAUUUAUGUCAAGUGGCGGUUCGGCGCAGACCUUAUCUCAAUGUGUUUGGCAAUGACUUCAAGACCAGCGAUGGCACUGGUGUUCGCGAUUACAUCCAUAUUAUGGAUUUAGCGAAAGGACAUGUCAUGACUUUGGACACAAUGCUCGCAGAGAACUGGAACGGUUGGAAUGUCUUGAAUCUGGGCGCCGGUCGCGGCUAUUCUGUUCUCGAUGUGAUCUCAGCGUUUGAGGAGUCGACAGGAGUGAACAUUCCCUACAAAAUAGUUGACAGACGUUUGGGAGACAUCGAUGAGCUCUGGGCUGACGUCCAGAAGGCUAACGACAAACUCAAUUGGAAGGCAGAGCUAUCGUUGAAGGAUAUGUGCGCUCACAGCUGGAAAUGGCAGUCAAAGAAUCCGAUGGGCUAUCAGACCAGUGAAGUGGUUGCUGUCAAAAAUGGUGUCUCCAAUGGAAAUCAUUCCAAUGGUAAUGGUGUGAACGGAAGCAAUGGAAACAAUUUAAAGGCAAUUAAUGGCAAUAAGAAUUAA